Molecule: messenger RNA, 4894 nt
Organism: Lagopus muta (rock ptarmigan)
Lineage: Eukaryota; Metazoa; Chordata; Aves; Galliformes; Phasianidae
Gene: PPP1R1C
Product: protein phosphatase 1 regulatory inhibitor subunit 1C
Exons: 5
Coding region: 131-460 (109 amino acids)
Biological process (GO): intracellular signal transduction
Cellular component (GO): cytoplasm
Molecular function (GO): protein phosphatase inhibitor activity
Source: RefSeq, a predicted model, not a curated record
GUCAGGAAUUACAGCUGUUACUGAGGAGCACGCGGCGCGGCUCUCGGGAGGGUGCCGAGGGAGCCGCAAACCAGGCUCUGCUCUCAGGCACUCCAAGCUCUGCUCUCACCCACCUCACGUCAGCACUGCCAUGGAGCCCAACAGCCCCAAAAAGAUCCAGUUUGCUGUGCCGCUGUUUCAGAGCCAAAUAGAUCCCGAAGCAGCCGAGCAGAUCAGGAAGAGAAGGCCUACGCCAGCAUCGCUUGUCAUCAUGAAUGAGCACGUGCCCCCAGAAAAAGAUGAGAAAAGAACAAACAUCUCACAGGCAGAAUGCCAGAGCUCAUCGCCAAAGCAGCGGAAGCAGAGCGUGUACACCCCACCUGCUCUCAAAGGGAUAAAGCAUCUGAAGAGUCAGAGUGAUUCAGCGUUCCCAGAGGAGGAAGAGGGAAUCGGUGAAAGAGAAGAGGAAUGGGACCACUAAGCCAUGCAAGUCUGCUUGGGGGCCAGGUACCGCGAUGUGACACUGCGUGUGUGUCCCACUAUUCACCACCACUUAUGUUCCCACACAGCAGGGUGUGCUGGGGGCACACCUUGACUGGGCUUUAUGGCCACCUGCAAAUCCGUUCUUUGAGCCUUAUACCCAGAGAUAAAAUGGUUGUUUUAACGUCACUCUUCUUUUGUUUUCUAUGACGUAGAAAUGUCGUUGCAAACAUGGUAGAUCUGAUGGCAGCACUGCCAAAGCUUAACUUCUGCGUGUGAGCUGUGUUCUAAGACCUGUUGUAAAUAAAUCCCAUCUAAGAGCUACAAAAUAAAUAAUAUGUUCUUUAGACAAGACUGUAUGUUGUACCGUGGGUUUGUCUAGCUUGUGGAGGAGUGUUUGUAUAGAAUGACCCCAUCAGUUAAGGGCUGCUUUUACCAGUAAUGUUAGAGUGACCUGCAGUAAUGCAGACAGGAACAAAAUAAGCAGAGGUGCCUCUUCAGUCCAAUGGAGAAGUAUGCAAAGAUGUUCUUUGGUGUCUCCCAGGUACACAACAGUUAAAAUACUUUUCUGGCUUUAAGAUUAACUGUACUGUUGUAUUAGCUAAGUUUGAUACAAAGACUUAACUUUCCACUGACUUUAGUCAAUCUCAGAGAGCUGAGGUAGCAAAAAAAAAUUAAAAAAUAAAAAAAAUCCCCAGGCAUAUGAAAACACAGAACCUUCUGUCUAUGCCUUGCAUGAUGAUUUCAUUCACAGCUUGAGCUCUUCCAUGCAGACUUGCAGAGAAAGGGAUCUGUUAACAAGUGUUCCUUUGUAGUUGGGAGCCAUCUUGUUGCCCUCCAUCUGCACUGCAGUAUCUGUCCUCUUUGUCACCAUUAUUGCAGUCAGCUUCUGUGACUCUAGCUCUGUUCAGCUGCACAGGAAGAACUAAAAGGACUCUUCAGUUGGGCAGGAACAUCUACAGGGCUGAGGCCUUUUUGUGCUACAAACAAGGAAAGGAGGGAAGUGACCCUUCAUAAAACAUCUGAACAGGCCAAAGUCAAGACUGGAAUGGUAUCAAGAGGAGCUGGGCUCUGCUCCCAGCUUUGUCACGACUUUGAUUUUGCACUGUGCCAGGCUCUUCACUUAACCCUGGCUGCAGCAGUAAAAUGGUGACCAAUAUAGAGGCAUUCUGUUACUGGCUGAUAAAACAAUUUGUAUUAAUUUUUGCUGGUUAUUAGUACCCAGAGGCUCCACGUGAGAGGUAUCUAUGGGCCAAAGGAAUAAAACAUGCAGAAGUUGUAAUAGACGAUACAAACACAAGGCACUUUGGGACUUCAGCGUUUCAGAGGCAGCACAAAACACCUGAUAAAUAUAGAGAGAAUUCAUUACAAAUAGCUUGUUUCAGGAUCACUGUUGGACUGAAGGAUGAUUACACUUUAUGAAUUGGAUUUAUAAAUUAGAUUCCAUUUGAACCAGAUCUGAACGCAUUGCAGAGCUGUUAAUGCAGUGAUGAGAGAACAAGAAGCCUGUUUAACAACCCUUAUCUGGAUGAAGCUCCAUAGUUUGAUAAGGGCCUCAGAUAGCCACGCCUCAAUUUGAAUGCUUUUCUAAAUGCAGAUCUCUUAUCACCUCCCUCAUCUCUAAAUAUUCCAGCUGUGUUAUAUCAUUUUAAAAGCCUGUUGCUUUCUAUCUGUCCUGACCCAGGGUUAUGCACACAGCACGUCUGAGUGUAGGAACAGACUGAUCAUUUUUGAAGAAGUGACAGGACUUGUUCCUCAGAAGAUUCUGUGGGUCCACGUCACCAUUUGCUGGUGUUAACCUCACCUAAAGGAUAUGGAUAGAAUGCACAUUUUUCUGUAUGACAACAAUUUUAAAUCAAAGAAUUAAGCAAACUGUCUGAUCUUCCACCUGAGAGGUAUACCAUAAGGAUGGCUACAAGGAAAGAGAGAAUAAAACAUCAGAGCCCAGAAAAACAGAAGAAUACCCAGCUAAGUGCUUACCAUGGAGCAGAGCUGUAGAACUGCAGUGACUUAUCAUUGAACCCCAAGACAGAAAUGUCCAGGAAGACAGAAAAUGUGAUCACAUGGCAUGUGUGGGACAACGGGUGGAUCAGGUACAGCUAGCAUGGGUUCAUGAAAGGAAGGUCUUGCUUGACCAACCUGAUGUCCUAUGAUUGACCCGUUUGGUAGAUGAGGGAAAGGCUGCUCACAUAGGUCUACCUAGAGUUCAGCAAAGCCUUUCACACUGUCUGCCACUGUGUUCUCCUAGAGAAACUGGCUGCCCAUGGUUUGGACAGGUACACUUUUUGCUGGGUAAGGAACCAGCUGUGGUGGUGAGUGGAGAUAAAUCCAACUGGCAACUUGUCACAAGUGGUGUUCCUUAUGAAUCAGUAUUGGAGCCUGUCCUGUUUAAUAUCUUUAUUGAUGACCUGGAUGAGGGGUUGGAGUGCACCCUCAGUAAAUUUGCAGAUGACACCAAACUGUCAAUCUGCCUGAGGGUAGGAAGGCCCUACAGAAGGAUGUGGACAGGCUGGAUCACUAGACUGAGAGCACAAAAGGUAUGAGGAGAGGCUGAGGGAGCUGGGAUUAUUUGGUCUGGACAAGAGGAGGCUCGUGGGAGACAUUAUCGCUCUCUACAACUACCUGGAAAGAGUUUGUGGCAAGCUGGGGAUUGGCUUCUUCUCUCAGGUAACAGCAAUAGGAUGAAGGGGAAUGACCUUAAGUUGUGCUGGAGGGUGGUCAGGUUGGAUACUGGAAAGAAUUUCUUAACAGAGAGCUUCUCCUACACUUUGGGUGCAAUCGAAAGCUCUGGCUAUCUCGCAGUAUGAUCAGCUUUAUAGAGUCUUAAAUAAACCAUGCAGAUCUCUUUGCAAUGGUGCAAAAUACUGUAUGCAGUCAAAACGGGCAACAGAGAUAGCUUUGAUCUGUUUCUAGCAAUGCAGAGAGACUGGCAAGGGGAAGGAAGAAAAUUAUUAAAAUAAAGAGCACCUGGGCAAUCCUUCACCUUUGCCAUAGGGAUUCAUUUCUUUAGAGUAGCAAUUUUUUGAGUAGUUUUUGUAGUUUACUUUUAAAUACUCCAGAAAAUUUAAUAUUGUUUAAAAUCUGCUUUUCAAAACAAAACAGGAUGUUGUUGGGCAAUUUUCCUACGGAAAUCUUUGUUCACCCUCCAUCAAUGUUGUUUCCAUGUUAUUAUUACUCGGUUUGACCUGCCUGAGAAAAGUCAGAUGGUGGCACUGCUGGAGAGCUGAGAACUGGAGUUGAUGGAUCAGGUAGAACACAGCAAGUUCCUUGAGCACCUUUCAAGAUGCUAAAUAUUAACAAUCACUAUAAACAUUUCUACUCUUUCACUUGCUCAGAAACACAGAUGAUUUCUGCAUGCUUGUGGUGUGAGAGUUGACAAAAGAAAAUUCAAGUAACACUUUUAGAGAUGGAUUGUAUUAGCCCAUUGUUCCGUGAUUGAACUGAUGGAGAAAGAAAGAAGAGGUUGAAAAAAAAAAAAAAAGGCAAGUAAUGAAUAUAAUUCUUUUUUAAUGAGCAACUCUGAUUUGUUGUUUUUCUUCUCAUCUCUCAUCAUGUUCUUAUGUUCUAUGGCCUUUCUGUGCUGCUGUUCUUCCUUUCAAGAUAUUGCAGGAAGUGACAUUUGCAGAAUGAUGGCUACAGCAAGAUUUGAAAGAAAACUGUCUCUUUGGACUGAUUUCAGCUUUUUCCCAGAAUCCCACAGCUCAUUAAUGUGCAGCAAUUUAAAGGAGCUUUGUUAUUGCAUUUUACAGCCUUAUUUCUUUUUUCUUGUGUUAUACUUGUUAUUCCAUGACAGAUUCUUCACUUUGAUUUAUUGAGACAUUGUGCUAAUAAGUUUGUUGGAAAAAUUCCACGACUUGACUUACAGGAUGGUAUGUGUUGUUUAUUCUCCAGGUGCAAAAGCAGAUAAUACUUAAGUAGAUACAAAGUAAGAGCCAAGAUUUAAAAGUCAUUUCUAAAGUGUAAUUUCCACUGAAGUCAGAGGAACUGUGUUCAAAAAUGACCACAGGUUUUGGCUGACAGUGUCCUUUCUUUUGGAAAAGUAUGGUGUGCUGUGUACAGAAAACUUCCUGUCAUCCUACUGUCAGUUUAAGUACUAAAUCUCUUGCAAUAUUUUAAGAACUACCCCAGUCUUCUCAAAGUGUUGUUAGUUGUCUGCAAUGAUGUGAACUGGAAAAGGCUCUGAUUAGCUACUUUGCUAGACAAAAAUUACCACUCAUUAUUCUGCUGCUGAUGCUAUUGAACCUAUAUCUACAGAUCUAGCACGACAGGGCUGGGCCGCUCUCUGGAGAAGGGGUAUCUGUCUGCCCAGCCUGGGUAGGCUCCAGUGCUGUUGGGUGGGAAGGGACUGACGUGUGGCCCUGCAUGCUCUAGGGCCUCCACUGUGCAAGUUUGGUGCCUGGUACCAUGCAAAUGAGUUCGGUGCAAGCCCAGCUCA